UUUCAGGAAACUAAAAGAAAUCAUGGCGUCAUGACGUCUUCACGAGAGUUUUGUUGUACAGCACUGAAAUAUGCUGAAAUGUGUUAGCCGGUGGGCCCUUACAGCGAGAUAUUGUCCGAUUGUAUGAUAUUGUCUACGGUUUUCAUUCGAAGUAUUAGAGGUGUCUCGACUCUGCCCGUCAGAAUGAGUGAUCCGGCUGUGAAGAGGGUGGUGAGCACUAUCAUUCGCUCUCCAGAGGACAAACGGGAGUAUCGCGGACUUGAGUUUACAAAUGGCCUGAAAGCCAUUCUGAUCAGUGACCCCACCACUGACAAAUCAUCAGCUGCAAUGGAUGUCCACAUAGGUUCUUUGUCUGAUCCUGAAAAAAUUUCAGGACUAGCACACUUCUGUGAGCACAUGCUGUUUCUUGGUACAGAAAAGUACCCCAAAGAGAACGAGUACAGCCAGUUUUUGAGUGAGCACGCCGGCAGCUCCAACGCCUUCACCAGCGGAGAACACACCAAUUACUACUUUGAUGUAUCCCAUGAGCAUCUGCAAGGGGCAUUGGACAGGUUUGCCCAGUUCUUCCUCUGUCCUCUCUUUGAUGAGAGCUGUAAGGACAGAGAGGUGAACGCAGUGGACUCUGAACAUGAGAAGAACCUCAUGAAUGACGCUUGGAGGCUAUUUCAGCUGGAGAAAGCCACUGGGAACCCCAAACACCCCUUUAGCAAGUUUGGAACUGGCAAUAAGUUAACCCUUGAGACAAGGCCAUCUCAACAGGGCAUUGACAUCCGUGAAGAGCUGCUCAAGUUUCAUUCCACCUACUACUCAUCCAACCUGAUGGCACUGUGUGUGCUGGGCAGAGAGACAUUGGAUGAAUUGACAUCUAUGGUGGUGAAGCUUUUUGGAGAGGUGGAGAACAAGAACGUUCCUCUUCCAGAAUUUCCCACACACCCUUUCCAAGAGGAACAUCUAAGGCAAUUUUACAAAGUCGUGCCCAUCAAGGACAUUAGAAACCUGUAUGUGACCUUCCCCAUCCCAGACCUACAGAAGUACUACAAGUCAAACCCGGGUCAUUAUUUGGGCCAUUUGAUUGGACAUGAAGGUCCAGGGAGUCUUCUGUCUGAGCUCAAGGCUAAAGGAUGGGUGAACACACUCGUCGGAGGCCAGAAAGAAGGAGCCAGAGGAUUUAUGUUCUUCAUUAUUAAUGUGGACUUGACGGAAGAGGGACUCUUGCAUGUCGAGGAUAUCAUCUUCCACAUGUUCCAGUACAUUCAGAAGCUGCGGACGGAGGGGCCUCAGGAGUGGGUCUUUCAGGAGUGCAAAGAUUUGAACACUGUGGCUUUUAGAUUCAAAGAUAAGGAACGUCCACGUGGAUACACGUCUAAAGUGGCUGGACUACUGCAUUAUUAUCCACUGGAGGAGGUGCUAGCUGCUGAAUACUUGCUAGAAGAAUUCAGACCAGACCUCAUAGAGAUGGUACUUGAUAAACUGAGACCAGAAAACUUCCGGGUUGCUGUUGUCUCCAAAUCAUUUGAAGGACAGACGGACAGGACUGAAGAGUGGUAUGGCACACAGUAUAAGCAGGAAGCCAUUUCUGAUGAGGUCAUUAAGAAAUGGCAAAAUGCUAAUCUCAAUGGAAAAUUCAAGCUACCAAUGAAGAAUGAAUUCAUCCCAACCAACUUUGAAAUAUACCCUCUAGAGAAGGAUUCCCCUUCUGCCCCCACUUUAAUCAAGGACACAGCAAUGAGUAAAGUUUGGUUCAAACAGGAUGACAAGUUUUUCCUGCCAAAGGCUUGUUUAAAUUUUGAGUUCUUCAGUCGCUACCUAUAUGCAGACCCGCUGCACUGCAACAUGACUUACCUGUUUCUCAAGUUGUUGAAGGAUGAUUUGAGAGAGUAUACAUAUGCAGCCCGCCUGGCAGGGUUGAUCUAUGGCAUAGCCUUUGGAAUGAAUGCUCUCAUUCUGUCAGUGAAGGGUUAUAACGACAAACAACACAUCCUGCUGAAGAAGAUCAUUGAAAAGAUGGCCACAUUUCAGAUUGACGAGAAACGCUUUGAAAUCAUUAAAGAAGCGUAUAUGAGGUCUCUGAACAACUUCCGUGCUGAGCAGCCCCACCAGCAUGCCAUGUAUUACCUGCGGCUGCUCAUGACAGAGGUAGCCUGGACCAAAGACGAACUCAGAGACUGUUUAGAUGAUGUCACAUUGCCUCGUCUCAAAGCGUUCAUUCCGCAGCUGCUGUCACGGUUACACAUUGAAGCUUUGCUGCAUGGCAACAUCACCAAACAGUCCGCUCUGGGCAUGAUGCAGAUGUUGGAGGACACACUCAUUGAACAUGCUCGCACUAAGCCCCUCCUACCAAGUCAGCUGAUUCGCUACAGGGAAGUCCAGGUUCCUGAUGGUGGUUGGUAUGUUUACCAGCAGAGGAACGAGGUUCAUAAUAACUGUGGAAUUGAGAUUUACUACCAGACGGAUAUGCAGAAUACUCAUGAGAACAUGCUACUGGAGCUCUUCUGUCAGAUCAUCUCUGAGCCCUGCUUCAACACGCUACGCACCAAAGAACAGCUGGGUUACAUAGUGUUCAGUGGUCCCCGCAGGGCCAAUGGCAUCCAGGGUCUGCGUUUCAUCAUCCAGUCUGAGAAGGCUCCGCACUACCUGGAGUCUCGUGUGGAGGCCUUUCUCAAGACCAUGGAGAAGAGUGUGGAGGAGAUGGGAGAGGAAGCAUUUCAGAAACACAUUCAGGCACUGGCCAUCCGCCGACUGGACAAACCUAAGAAACUGGCAGCUGAGUGUGCCAAGUACUGGGGAGAGAUCAUCUCUCAGCAGUACAACUUUGACAGGGAUAAUGUUGAAGUGGCUUACCUGAAGACACUAACGAAGGAGAACAUUAUGCAGUUUUACAGGGACCUGUUGGCCAUUAACGCUCCAAGAAGACACAAGGUGUCAGUGCACGUGCUGUCCAGAGAGAUGGACUCCUGUCCUCUGGUGGGAGAGUUUCCUGCACAGAAUGAUGUCAAUCUGGCUCCUGCUCCCUCACUUCCUCAGCCGGUGUUGGUAGAGAAUAUGACUAAUUUCAAAAGGAGUUUGCCGCUGUUCCCUCUAACCAAACCUCACAUCAACUUCAUGGCUGCCAAACUGUGACCAGCAUCAUGAGGUUACCAGAGACUCCCGAAUCUGGAGCCAGUAACACCGUUAUCUGUGUGUGAGUGUUUUGAGUGUUUCUAUGCAGGCAGGGCCAUAAUAGUGCCGCUUGCAACAUUUUAUUUGUGCUCUGUGUCAGACAUGUAGAGGUCACACAGUCACCUAAUAUCUCAUAGAUACAACGAACAUUCGUUGUGAAGACCGUCUUAGUGGAGGGGAAAAAUCAUGUUUCUGUCAGGAAAUUAUUUUCCCUGUAUAAUAUAGGACAUACUCACUGGGGACGAAGACACUUAUACGUUGUGAUUCUUCAGUUCCUAAUGGGUUUAAUAUUUCGUUUAAAAAUGCUGUUUAUUUACUGCUGCUCAGCUAAACCAUCACAAGCUGGGGCAACAUAUCAAGUGAUUCUGGCCUUAAAAUUAUUUUAAACAGUGAUCAGGUUUUCUGGCACCUUUUUAUAUACAUAUAUAUAUAAAAAAAGAAAAGUUUAAUUUAAAAGAGUUGCUUUUGAAGAGUUGUUUUUAGGCUGUUGUUUUCAUUGCAUGUUGACAGAGUUUUAUCUUAAGGAUAGUGUUGUAAAUUCAUCUGCGCAAAGGUGGUUACGAUUGGUUUUGAUUUUAUUUGUGGUUGAAGGAAUAUCAUAAUAAACCAUUUUUUAAAAUAAUUUUCAUUUGUUUAUUGUUAAUUGUUUUUCUUUUGUACUUUUUAGCUUCCAAAAUAUCACCUCUAAAACUGUUUUAUUAUUUUCAUUACCUAAACUCAAUUUCAUUGUAGAAAUAUAUAUGUCUCUUAAUUGUUUCGCCUCAUUUAUUAAACACAAAUUUGUGUAAAUCGUUCGUAAAACUCUUCUUGCAUUAUUUGUUGCGGGAAUGCAUGAAUGUAAGAGUGGUUUUACGAAUGUUUUACGUAAAUCGAUGCAUUGAAUGCGGCAGUUUAUGCACGAGAACAAUUGAGGUAAAUUGCUGCGUUGAAUGUAGCAAUGGUUUUAGGAAAUUACUUCAUUGAAUGCGGCAAUUUACGCAAGGAGUAGUUUUCAGAACAUUUUAGGUAACUGUUGCGUUGAAUGUCACUGUUUACGUAAGAAUUUUACUGUUUACUGAAAGAGUUUACUGUUUUGCGAAAGAUUUUACGCACAUUACGCUAAUGUCGCAUGAGGCCCAACAUCUUUUUGGAGAUAUUUAGAAUGUGCUAAUUUCAAUUUAAUGAGAUCCACGUCAAACAAGGGAACAUUUACACUUUCAGGAAGCUGUAAAGAGAAAUUUCCUUUUGAGUCAGGUUAAGUUUAAGUCUAUAGUCCAUGUCAGUCUCUGGGCUCCACACUGGUGUUUGAAACCCCUUUAAAUAGGUUUUUUUUAACGUGACUUGUGAUUAUGCACUCUUCACAAGCAAUAAUAUGACUUGCAGGACCUUUGACUAGUGUCUCAAACUCUACUGGACAUUUUUCUGGAGAUGGUUUAAGCUAAGUCUUAAAAAAAAAAAAUAACAAACAAAAAAAAACAGAUUAAACCACUACUAAGAUGUUUCUGUUCUCAGAAAACCCUCCUGUAAAGUUUCUGCUCUCGCUAAAGGCAAUAAAUUACCUGCUCUAAAGAAGGAACAUCAUGAUAGUGUGUAGUUGUUUAGUCUCUGCGGGUCUCAUGAUCCAUUCUUGUCGUCAUCUCUCAGGUGUCCGUUAGCCUCGGCUAGCCAAACCUUCACCAACUCUUGUGUUUCUACUGCAAAGAUAAAAUUGAUUCUUGACUUACUCAGGCAUAUCAACUAUAAUGCUGCAUUUUUAGAGAGAAAUGUAAUGACCCUGCCCAGCAAAACGGUGUACAGACAUCAGCAUUUUAAAUAAGUUUGGUUCUGCCACUGAGAUAGAUUUACUCAGGCAUCUCAAUGCAUUCUUUGUGUGUUUCAAAAAUGAAAUUGUCUUUUACUUUAAUGCAGAAUGCCCUGUAUGGGGACACCAAAAAUGAUAAAGUACCAGAACAGUAAUCCAUAUGACUCCGCUUUGUGUUAGUCUUUAUUUGUUUUCUGAAAAUCUGUGCCAUAGCUUUUAAAUCUUAUUUGCGCAAUUUAAAUAUGGCUCGUCAAAAUGUAUUGCACGUGUUAGUCUUUUCUCUCAUCGUUGAUGCAAAACCUUGUGCAACGCAUAUUGACGUUCCAAUGUUUUAAUUGGAACGCGAACAAGAUUUGAGCUCUUGUGGAAGCAAAAAUAUUUCGCUUGACUGCCCGUGGUCACUAUAUGCUUUCUUAGAAUGGAAAAGAGCAACUUGUAUGUUCUGCUUAACGUAAUUUUUGUGUUCUGCGGAAGAAAACCCAUUUGGGUUUGGAACGGCAUGAGAGUAAGUGAUGAUUUUUAUUUUGGUUUGAACUAUUCAUUUUAAAACCCAAAGAGCAUUUGUGGAGCAUUCAUGUGCCCUAAAUCCUUUUUAACUGUUCUAGAAUCUGCUCAGUUAGGUCAGUGACAUCCCAAUGUCACUUGUUGCUUGCUCAUAUACUGUGGUGAACAUUAGGUUGUAAAAUAAUGUAAAGAAAACUAGAGGACCAGGAUUUCGGGAUUUUGGAUCCAAAUCUUUAGUCUUCAUGAGAUAAAACAGAAAUGAGUGUGUACGUACCAAGCUGUGGUCAUAAAGUAGAAACAAUUCUUAAGUUGAAAUCUCUCAUGCUGACUGACUGUACUGCAUUUGGUUUAUUAGGUGGUUUUGAAGUGCAACAGGAAACUUGGGAAUGGAACAUUGCACAGGUGUUGUGUGUAUCUGUGGGAGAGUUUUCUGUGUUUUAUUAUAAUUAAACAAUUGUUUGAAAUAA
Myxocyprinus asiaticus (Chinese sucker) is the source of this 5910-nucleotide messenger RNA. Its product is annotated as insulin-degrading enzyme. NCBI's taxonomy places the organism in Eukaryota, Metazoa, Chordata, Actinopteri, Cypriniformes, Catostomidae. Gene Ontology annotation, molecular function: metalloendopeptidase activity; metal ion binding. The record is from RefSeq and is a predicted model, not a curated record. Gene Ontology annotation, biological process: peptide catabolic process. Bases 124 to 3120 code for a protein of 998 amino acids. The transcript has 26 exons. Gene Ontology annotation, cellular component: peroxisomal matrix; cytosol; mitochondrion.